Aspergillus tanneri is the source of this 1845-nucleotide messenger RNA. Its product is annotated as putative UV radiation resistance protein (UVRAG). Gene Ontology annotation, molecular function: SNARE binding. The transcript has 2 exons. The coding region runs from base 1 to 1845 and encodes 614 amino acids. The record is from RefSeq and is a predicted model, not a curated record. Gene Ontology annotation, biological process: SNARE complex assembly. Gene Ontology annotation, cellular component: lytic vacuole; endosome. NCBI's taxonomy places the organism in Eukaryota, Fungi, Ascomycota, Eurotiomycetes, Eurotiales, Aspergillaceae.
AUGUCGCUGACAGUAACCGUCGGGGAUGGUGUCAAUGUCGAGUAUAUCGACGCGGGCGGUCGUCGCGAGAGGCCCCGGUUGUUCCCAUCGAACCGCAGACUUCGUCAUCUCCAGGGGAUCUCCGUCCGGAACCUGAGCGUCACACCCGAAAGCAAGGCUCGUGGGAAGACGAUCGACGACGAGGAUAUCCCCAACUCUCUACAAUCGCCAUCGAAGAUUCUCGCCCAGGAUGCGAAUCGCCUCCUGCAUCAGUCACGGUCGUUUACCGAUCUGCAAUUUACACCCACACGUCACGAGGAUCGAACGCGCAAGGAACAGCCACCCCGCCCGACGUUUAGAAGAAACACUCUUCCUUGGAACGAUCCUAAUCCGCACACGCGACAGAUCAAGCUGGGUGAUAUUACGCGGAGUCGAAUGGCAGAUACGUGGUUCUCCAUCCAUUGCGAUGGACACGAGACGCCUGUCUACGUGAGCGAGGUUGUGAAGAAUGCCACGAACCCCAGCUUCCGAUCAUUCGACCUGAACAUGUGCGGACCAUUGGUUUCUCGAUUGGACCAGCUGACUAUCAAGCUCUGGGCAAAAUCGGCAGCUAUGGUGGAUUACCUACUUUUAGUUGAAUUGCAGCUUCAUCUGCAAUCUCUACAGUUUCUGGGGAAGUCUCUGGAUACUUUCCACCAGCCCCUCCCGUCGAAUUCGAUUCUUUUCCAUUUCGCGGACGGUGUCUAUACCAACCUCACGGAUCUCCCGCCGGUCUGGACGCUUCCCGCAAAGAACCCGCGGUCCCUCGAUGGAGCUAGGCUGCCCAGCUCUUCCUACGAUGCCUUGAUGCGCUUGGCAAAUCUAGACGAAUGCAUCCAAGAUGCGCUGGUAACGCGGGAGAGAUUGGAAACGCAGAUCAGCUCAAUAUUGGAAAAGAAUCGGCGAUCCAUAGCGAUGACCAGUGAAGCAUCGCGGGCGCGGGAUAAGCUGGCCCUCACGAAACAGGUCGUUUCGCUGGAGAAAAAACGGCUGCGGAUGAGCGGCAAACGCAAGGAGGAACUUCUGGCCAGCAUCCGGGCGAGGAGGGAGGCAAUGGCCGGUGGACGUCAAAGUCAGGAGAAAGCUCGGAGUCAUCUGCCAGAUGCGCAACAGAAACUGGCCAGCAGUGUCAAGUUGCUAGGCCAAACGAUCGAAGACACCAAGGGACAGAUCCGACGGAUCUCGGAGGACCUCCUUGCGAUUUACCCCAUCGAACCGAUUCCAGACCGACCGCUGGCCUUCACGAUCGCCGGGCUGGCGCUCCCCGACUCGAACUUCUACGACAUUGACCGGGAGACUGUAGCGGCGGCGCUAGGGUGUACGGCGCACCUAGUGUAUCUGCUGUCGUUCUACCUGUCGGCAUGUGUACCUUAUCCCAUCCACCCGUACCUUUCGCACUCGCUGAUCCAGGACCCGGUGUCGGUCUCGCUCCCGCAACGAACGUAUCCGCUGUACCCAGUCAACGUGCACUACCGGUUCGAGUACGGGGUGUUUCUGCUCAACAAGGACAUCGAAUUCCUGCUGAACCGACAAGGCCUACGGGUUCUCGACAUCCGGCAGACGCUCCCCAACCUGAAAUACCUGCUGUACGUGCUGACGGCGGGGACGUCGGAAAUUCCCGCACGUAAAGCGGGAGGGAUUCGAGGCUUGCUGCUAGGGCGCCUCACGCCUGGGUCAUCGCGACGCGGCAGCGAGGAUAGCGUUACAUAUGGCCAGUCAGGGCUAGCCCGAAGAGUGUUGGGGUCGACGAUGAAAUCCAAUGGGGGGAUGGCGGCUGACCAGGGGAAGAAGACCGUGGCGUCGUUCCUCGACGUUGCGAUGGUCUAA